This is a messenger RNA of Toxotes jaculatrix (banded archerfish), 1920 nucleotides long. RefSeq names its product DC-STAMP domain containing 1 (gene dcst1). The transcript is spliced from 16 exons. The record is from RefSeq and is a predicted model, not a curated record. Gene Ontology annotation, cellular component: membrane. NCBI's taxonomy places the organism in Eukaryota, Metazoa, Chordata, Actinopteri, Toxotidae. The coding region runs from base 1 to 1920 and encodes 639 amino acids.
AUGGCUCAGCCGGACCUGCAGAGACCUUCAGGUCCUCACAGCACUGUGCAGAGCUUCAGUCUGACCGUCCUGCCUCCGGCCGUCCAUCGAUUCCUCUUCAGCCAAUCAGAAGAGUAUGUGGUGGCUCACCUGUUUCUCAGAGCGCUGUUUGGAGCAGUGAGUGGUACAGUCCUGUUCCUGGGUGUCGCUCACAGUCUCCGUCUGACCUUUGACCUGAAGCUGGCAGCAGGAUGUGUGUUUGUCGGUGUGUGUAUCAUGGGCGGGGCACUGUCCUCCUCCUUCAGGUGUUCAGUCCUCCUGAUGUUUCCCAGCAUGCUCGGGUCCCGUGGCCGGGCGUACCUGAUGCUGCUCCUCCUGUCUGUGCUCUACAGAGGACCAGUCGCUAACAUCCAGCGUAACGUGGAGGCGGCGGCUCUGUCCCUGAGCUGUAACCUGGACCUGCAGGUUCAUCACAGCAAGUUAGUGUGGAGGGACGCCGUCAGACCGUUUGUCCUCAUCACUCAGCAGCUCGUGGAUGAUAAAGCAGGGUUCGAGUCGGAGGCUCUGAGCGUCGGCAGGAAGUUCCAGACCAUCAGAGACGAAGUCGUCCUUCAGUACGGAUACGAGCGAUUCAGACAGGAACACGCUGAGUCUGGCAACAGCACACAGGACCGGUUCACUACAAAGACCAUGAUGCAGUGCCACAGUGUGGUGGACGAGGGUGUGCGGCGCUGCUCUGAUUGGUUCAGACUCAGGUGGGAGGAGUGUAUGGAGGCAAUACCUGUCCCCAUCAUCAACCACAUCCUCUGUGUUUCUAUGAAGUUCCACUUCCUGUGUGAUGUCAUGAGAGUGAUGACUCCGUGGUGCAGAGAGCAGGUUCCUGUGGAGGGAAACUUCGGUCAGCUGUUCGACCGCCUGAACCUUUCGGUCGACCUGUUGUCCAGAGAGUUCGGCGCCAAGCUCGUCCUCCAGGUGGGAACCUCACCCCAUCGCCUCUCCUCUGAGCAGCAGCAGCAGGUGGUGUUGGGUGGAGCCCUGAUGGAUCAGGAGCUGACUCAGUCUGUCAGAGGAUCUUUCCGGAAACUGACGGCAGCGAUGGAUCGGGUGCUGGACGUGGUGCAGCUGCUGCUGUCCCUCACCUUCGUCACCAUCUUCACUCAGGCGUUUGGUUACCUCAGACAGUACAGGAGGGACAUUCGAUUUGACAACGUCUACAUCACCACCUACUUCAGACGGAUUGACGCCCGCAGGAGAAGAGCGGGGAAACGCUGUCUGCUGCCACUGAAGCGGACAGAGACUGAGCUCAUCGACCCUCAGAGUCUGAAAAUCCACCCAGAGGAGCUGAGACAGGCGAUCUCAGGUGUGUUCCAGGUGUUGCUGGUCUCUCUGCUGUGUGUCGUCCUGCUGACCGUGGACUUCUCUCUGUUCCACGUCCUGGACAUCGUCAGCAGACACAGCUUCACCCAGUUCAACCUGAGCAGUAGUCACCAGGUGGACAUCAGAGUGGGCGGGACGUCCAUGAUGGCCCACCUCCUGAGGAAGACGAUUUCAGCCUUCAACAGCUCGUCCAGCCUCAACAUCCACACUGACAACCAGGGUUGCGUGUCUCCCCCCUCCUCCCUCUCAGCAGGUGUGUAUGUGAGCUGUGUGUGUUGUGUCCUGUUGGUGGUGCUCUUCAGCUGCCUUCAGGUGUACACCAACCGCCUCCGACGGGUCAUCGCCGCCUUCUACCACCCACAGAGGGAGAAGAAGCGAGUUUUGUUCCUCUACAACCUGCAGAUCCAGAGACGGAUUUCCUCUGUGGACGACAAACGCAUCACCAGGCUUGGACGGAGGAUGAGGACGGUGCUUCAGCGUCUGAGCAGGUGGGGACGUCAUCUGUGUCGUGAUCGCAGACAGAAAGAGUCUGACUCAGAGCAGCCGCGCUACGACCGCGGGUAG